AAAUUUACAUUUAAAUUAACAUUCUCCGUAAGUACCAGCCAUCGUCUCCAAGUCACUACCAAGCCGCUUCUUCCACAAGCCUGCACUUCUCAGGUACCAUCUCUGUCACUAUCAGAACCUUCGAUCCAUUUCCAAACCUCCCUCGCCCCGCCCCUUCCCUUCAAAUUUCAAACCACCACAUUCCUCGAAAAUUCCUUCUCCGUCCUCAAUGUACCCUCCCGCACCCCUCCGCAGACUUUUGAGGUCAACUCUACUCGCGUUGUGGAAUUCGUGUUGGGCCAGGCCCCAGCAUUCAUACCAUACCCACUCCAUUUCCCUGGUAGUGUUGACGUCUGCUCGACUUGAGUCAGUACCAUCGGCCAUGUUGACUUACGGACGCGUAGUACCCGCGUUGUCCCAGAAAACCCCCUCAUCUUUGUGCCGCGACGCGCCCCAGUGAAGUGAACGCCCCUGCGCCGCCCCCAGUGUCCGUCGACCGCGAAAAAGGCCCCCAAAUCAGCGUACGCCCGUCCAAUAUGUGAGUGCGCCACUUCGCUGACCUACAUCGAUUUAAAAGCCAGCAGAGUAUGUAAUGUACAGUUCGCGUUAAGAGGUUAAGGUGACAUGUUGUAAACAUGUCCAAUAAGAAACAGCCGUUCGUAUACAAGCCACCAGCGGACUCGGCCAACACUGCACCCCCGCGAUACCAGCCGCCGCCGCUGCCCCCGACGACGGGCGGGCAAGCGGGCAUACUGAAGCACCACCCGAAAGAUGCCAAGCAGUACCCGCCCCCGAAGCUCCCAGAGAACGUGAGGGUGCCACAGCCGGGAAAACCGUAUCCGUACUACCCCGAGCGGACCGUCACUCAGGUGCAGAUCCACCAGCCGCGCCCCCUCGACGAGCCCGGCGUGCCCCAGGUGCAGCACCGGCCGCCCUUGCGCUACGACGACGAGUUCCUGCGCCCGGAGAUGCUCAAGUUCGUGCGGAAACCCGACGACCCGCGCCUGGCCGACCCCAGGCACAUGCAGAGCAUCCUCGGCGAGCUGCGCGCCCUCAAGGAGGCCAACCAGCGCCUCGCCGACGACAACCAGGAGCUGCGCGACCUGUGCUGUUUCCUCGACGACGACCGCCAGAAGGGGCGCAAGCUGGCCCGCGAAUGGCAGCGCUUCGGCCGCUACACCGCCAGCGUGAUGCGGCAGGAGGUGUCCGCCUACCAGAACAAGCUCCGCGAGCUGGACAACAAGCAGCAGGAGCUGAUCAAAGACAAUCUCGAGUUGAAGGAGUUGUGUUUGUAUCUGGACGAGGAGCGCGGCGGGAACGCGAUCUGUCCGUCGUGCGGGAGUGCGCCGAGUGGCAAUUUGAGGGAUGACGGAGAUGGGUCCAGUUCUAGCACCAACGCGGACGAGCCCGCUGUGCCGCAGCAGUUCACCACGGGGGGGAAUCCGCCCAGGAGGUCUGCGAGCAGGGAGAGGAUUCUCCACGAGAACCUGGCGAGGCAGCGGAACACGUUCAAUGACCAAAUAAUGCAAUACGUUCGGAAUCUGGAACAGCGUGUCAAGCAGCUGGAGGAGGACAAACGGGCUCUCACGCACAAGAUCAACCAGAUCGCGGCGACGACCGGCGACCCGAGUCUGGCCAUUCCCCCGGACGCGGGAGUCGGGGUGCUGAGUGGACGUCCAGAGGCCGUCGUGCGAGCUCUCCAGGUUCUCGAAGUGCGGGAACAGCUCGAGAGGGAGGGAAGAAUGCCCGCUGAAAGGGCGGAGAACUUGUCUGACAGUACCUCUCAGGAUAUGGACGAUGGGGAGAAAGCUCUUGUUAGGGAAAUGUGCAACGUUGUCUGGCGAAAGUUGGAAGAAGGUCCCUCCUCCAGAAGAUGAGCCGAUUCUUGCCUAAUCUUGCAUAGUACAAGCGUCUUGCCAUUGGAACGACGUUACACAUCGAAUUAUGUAUCUUGAAGAGUAUUAUUUUAAAUAUCUAUUUAUUUUUAAUCUAUUAGGCCCGUUCGAGGCGCCACCAAAUUGGACUAAAUUUGGGGCGAACGUGAUGCGUCGCGUUCGUGUCAGAUUUAUUUAUAAAUUUCGUGUCGUGCCGAACGGGCCUUACAAGUACCUAAUUUAGUGUGGUUGUAAGCAUUGUUAUUUUUGUACAGAUUUUUUUGAAAUAAAACUUUAUCAUAU
Zophobas morio is the source of this 2156-nucleotide messenger RNA. It is a transcript of the gene Ccdc85, whose product is annotated as coiled-coil domain-containing protein 85C. The coding region runs from base 615 to 1856 and encodes 413 amino acids. The record is from RefSeq and is a predicted model, not a curated record. The transcript has 4 exons. NCBI's taxonomy places the organism in Eukaryota, Metazoa, Arthropoda, Insecta, Coleoptera, Tenebrionidae.